Molecule: messenger RNA, 5394 nt
Organism: Haliotis rubra (blacklip abalone)
Lineage: Eukaryota; Metazoa; Mollusca; Gastropoda; Lepetellida; Haliotidae
Product: E3 ubiquitin-protein ligase listerin-like
Biological process (GO): rescue of stalled cytosolic ribosome; ribosome-associated ubiquitin-dependent protein catabolic process
Cellular component (GO): RQC complex; cytosol
Molecular function (GO): ribosomal large subunit binding; zinc ion binding; ubiquitin protein ligase activity
Source: RefSeq, a predicted model, not a curated record
AUGGCCGCGACCAUGAAGAUUGCGUUAACAUAUUGAAAGUUAAAGUAUAAACAGAUUGAGACACUGUCAGCGGUGUAUUGCCUCAGAGUUAAUUUAUAGAGAACAGUUGCAGAGUGAACCGAAGAAAAUGCCAUCGUCAGGAGGGAAGAAAGGAGCGCAGCGUACGAAGGGAAACGUCAAACCAUCAAGCAGCAGUCAAGCUGCAGAGCUGUUGGCCCAGACAGGUGCAGGGAGAACUGGGUUUAUAGGGUUUGGAUCUAUGGGAUCACCUGCAUACGUCCCGGCCAGCGAAUCAUUUGAUGAUGUCGAUAGCAGUCUGGACUCAGACUUCAGAAUGGUGCUCCGAAAAUUAUCCAAGAGGGACAGUACAACCAAAAUCAAGGCUCUCCAGGAGUUUGCAGGUCUUUGUGAAGAAAAAGGAGAGGAAUGCUUGAAAGGAGUUCUGCCAUUCUGGCCAAGAAUAUACAACAAGAUGUCCAUUGAUGUGGAUCAUCGGGUGCGGGAGGCAACCCAGCAGGCCAUGACGACUCUUGUAUCCCGGGUACGUCGCAACAUCGCCCCCUACCUGAAAAGUGUGAUGGGAAGCUGGCUACUGAGCCAGUGUGAUACGUACCCAACUGUAUCAACAUCAGCCACUCAGGCCUUCCAGUCAGCAUUCCCUCCAGCCAAACAGACAGAUGCCAUUGACUACUGCAAGACUGACAUUACUGAGUUCUUGGUGGAGAAUCUGACCUCACAGACACCAGCCACUCUCAGUGAGCCUAGGACCAGUACCCAGGAGGAAAUGGAGACCAGAUACAGCCGUGUCGUUACAUCGUCCUUCCUGGCGCUGAGGAAGUUGCUGUUGUCCCUCCCUGCAGCAUCGCCCGAUGCUCUCACUGAACACAUGCAGGGACUGUUGAAGGAGGGCAAGUUCUGGAAACACUCCAAAUCCACUGUCAGCAGUAUCAAGAGUGCCCAGUAUUCAUUCUGUGCCAGCCUGUGUCAGAUAUUGCCAAACGUUGCUCAGGAGUACAUCACCAAGUUAUCUCCCCUUAUAUUGCACAACAUUGACAGUUCAGAUCCAGUCCUCUGUUCAGCUCUCUGGGAAGCUGUCCUCUCAUUGGUCAAAUUCCUGCCUGAUUCCUGGAAUCAUGUGUCAUGGACCAAAGCAGUUUGGCCCAAGUUACGCACUUUGUUGGAAAAUGGUUGCCAUGGAAAUGCUUCAGUUAUUGGCCCCAAUCUUCUGCCACUCUUGAGCCAGAUUCCAGGAAGUCUGUCUGGAGAGUCCAAGAAGUUCUACAUGGAACUGUUCACCUGCUUCAGGACAGGCCUGGGUGUCGAGAGUGUGCAGCAGAGUGUGAGUGAGAGCUCCGCACUGGUCACUUCAUUGUUUGAGUGUUGUCAGUACACUGUGAAGGAGCUUGCAGACAACCAGGGGGAGACAAUCAACUGUUUGUUGUUGGACCAGGUGCUGCCGGUAGUGGAGUCAUCCCUGAUGGAGACAAAGUCCACUCUGUACAAGACUCCCCUGUAUGGCAUGUUUGCCCAGCUCACGACAGCCUUGGAGAGGACGGACAGCGGGGUGUCACUGAGCUCCAUGUGCUACAGACACCUGCUGCAGAUGAUCGAGGAAACUUACCCCACCCUGACCAACACCCCACACUUCUCACACAUUCUCCAGCAGACUUCUCUCCCUUGUGUCAGGGCAGCUCAGACCCAACAUGGUCACCAAGGCCAAGACAGACAAGGUAAGUUUGCUGAUGAUUUGACUGUUGAAGACUUGAAGCUUGGUCCUGUCGAGAUGUCUGAUUCCAGUCAGGUGUUUGUGAACUCUGUGUCAAGCUAUGUGUUUACAAAAUGUUUUCAAGCUGAGAGUGUGGAGUUUCUCAGUGUGUUUUCAAGGAUAUUUAAUCUUUACAACUCAAACGAGAUGGUAGAGACACUGUUGACUAUUUCCUCACUGCAAGCAGGGACCAAUGUUUACCUAAGUUUUGUGAGUGGUGUGAUCAUUCCAUGGGUUACCAAGGAGCAGACGUCAAACAAGGAGGACCAUGUCAUGUGUCUGUUGGAUGUGGUAAUGGUGUGUCUGUCACAGGUGGAGGACAGUCAAGCCUUAGAUAUCAUGACACAGCUUGCCAAGGGUCUGACAAGUCCAGUGUUGCUGUGUAACCUCAUCAACAAGGCCCUAGAGAUACAUGACUCCACACCAUCUGUGUCUUCAUGGCUGAAGAGUUCUGUGCUGACUGACAGGAUUAUCUCCCUUGGUGAUGACAUCUGUAAAAUGACUACGGAGAGCUCAGGAAACCAAGACGUCCUUGAACAUGGCUGGUCUCUGAUAACUCUCGUCCUCUCAGCUUCUGUCAAUGAAGGUCCUGUGUUUGAUGCCGCGUGUAUCGAGCAGACUUUAGGGGUCAUCUAUAAGACUCUGCAGCAACUUGGCACCAGCGGGAGCAAGGACAGAGUUGACAAGGCUGUCACAUUUGUUGCCAAGGCAACAAAGACAUUCUUCCAGAACUUAAUGGUGUGUCCCUCUCUGGACUCGGUGGAGAACCUCAUGCUGGCUCUGUUCACAGUCUACAUCGACAGUGACUACCCCGUCACAGAUAGAACACGUGAGGAAGUGCAUGAAGCUCUCAACUUUGGCCUGUACGUGAUAGUGCGUCAGACCGGGGCAUAUCUACGCAGUGGCGGUUUCCUGGAGAAGUCAGCAGAGCUUACACGGACCUUGAUCUCAUCUCGUACUCAGACACUGCCAGUGCUGCAGCAUGUAUGUCUGUGUGUCAACAAGGUGCUGGCCACCCUGAGGGACAACCUGCCUGAUGCCAGCCACACUGACCCGACCAUUCAGGCGCUGCUCAACACUUUCUUCAUUACAGCAAAGGCAGAUGAUUAUGCUCAGAUACAGGAAUAUAUGACCAUCAGGGGACUGCUGUCCUUGACAAGUCUCGUUAAGAAACGUCCGACAACGACAUUGCCCGCGUUGAUGUUCACCACACUCUUCAACGCCAUGCUCCUCAUGUACAAGGGGUCGGGUGACAUGACCUUGACCCUGACCAGGAAGGCCUCCCUGACAUCUAUCUCAUCAAAAGAACAGGGUCAAGAUGGAAGGGAGAUAACUGCUGUGACAUGGGAAAAGGAAGAUCUGGAGAGAUUAUUGGAUUGCCUGACACAGAGCAUCAUCACCCGAUGGUGGGCCGACAAUGAUAAGACGGUUCACCGUUUCCCAGAUUUGACAUCAGGACUGGACCAACUAAAGGUGAAGGUCAGGAGCCUGGUGACUGUCUUGGACAGUGAGAGUCAGAGGAAGCUCCUCAACAUGGCCAUGACAAGGUCCGAGGAAACAGGGGGCAUUGCUUCAGUUUCCUUGUCUACGUUGUUGGAUAUCCUCAAGACCAGCCAAUCAGAGGUCAGCUUGUCAGAUGAUGCUGUCAUUGAUAGAUGCAGCACCCUGACCACCACCAGCCUCCACACCCUACAGUGCAGCACCAGCUACGUCAGCGAACAUGCCCGUCUCACGGCCGCGCAGAUCCUCAACGCACGAUUCAUCACCACCCCAGCUGACUCCUCCACACAAGUUGAUGGUGGUGUUGGUCUGCUGGGUGUACUGAACAUGACCUUGCCUCAUGUCGAUACUGAAAGUCCAGAAGUGAAGGACAUAUUCAAGUCAACACUGAGCCAGAUAAUUAUGUGGAAGCAGGAAACCGAGGAUCUCAUGUUGUUUACCUGCGACCUGUCUGAGGCUGACCUUGACAAGAUCGCCACAAACGUGGAAGUGAUGAACUUUGUGCAGCUGUAUGUGACACUCCUGCCCCAGGAACUAGGGAACACUGACUGGGACUUCAUCAUGUGCAGCACCAUCGCAUGGGUCCAGACUGUUGCGGAGAGUGAGCACCUGCUAGCCAGCCAGACCUCUGUCAGUGUGUUCACCAUCAGGGCAUGUCAACUCCUUGGUGACGUUGUGAACUGUAUCGAUACCAGGAUACGCACAUCACCGUCCAGCUUCCCUGACAACCUCCUCACAGAAUGGGACGAGUUCUUCAGUGAGGGAGUGUUCAGUAUUCUCCUUCCUCUGUAUGUGAGACUUGUAGCCAAGUCUCUGCAGACAACAGGAGGUGGUCUCCAUGACAACGUCAUCAGUUCGAUGGGCCUUGCUAUCUCUUGCUGUCCCAAACAGCAUGUGCUAGGUCUCCAGUUGCCAGCCAAUCUAAUUGCAGAAGAUUUGUCUCCCCUGCCAGACUCUCUACAGUCUCUACUCAACACCUUCAGUCCCAUGAUGCUAUACAGCAGUGCCUCUGUACAAGUGACAGCCUUCCGUGUGCUUAACAGGAUUGUGAGUGAGCUGCCAGCAUAUGAACAGGAGGACAAGGAUGAGGUGGAGCAGCUGCAGGAGGAGGACAAGAGGAAUGAUGAGUCCAGUAAACCACCUCAUGCUGUCAACAAGGUGUGUAUGGAGGGUGCUGCUGCCAUGGACAUAGUGUUGUGUGAUGCAGGCUUAGAGGAGUGCUUUACCAUUGCCCCCAACACUGAUGAGUUUAGGUACACCAUGGGAUACCUGUUGUCAUGGAAACUCAUCCUCAAGCUGUUCAAGAGCAGUCCAUCAGUGAUGAGAACAACUAGUUACAUUGACAAAUUCACCAAGAAGCAUGUGAGUCCACUAUUGUGUCACUCCGAGAUCUCCUCAGUGCAGGCCACAGACGAGGAGCUGGAUGGAAUCGAGAUCAAGGCUCGGCCUAAGAUCCGUGAAGUGAUAGCAAAGUACACAAUGUCGGAGGUGAGCGUGGAGGUCGUAAUUUCGCUCCCAGAGAAUUACCCUCUUGGGAGUAUCACUGUGGUCAGUGACAAGAAGGUCGGGGUGACCCAGUCGCAGUGGGACCGGUGGCUGCUCCAUCUCAACAUCUUCCUCCAGCACCAGAAUGGCAGUAUCAUUGAGGGGUUGAAGCUGUGGAAGAAGAACAUUGACAAGAGGUUUGAGGGUGUGGACGACUGCAUGAUCUGCUAUUCAGUUCUACAUGGCACCAACUUCCAGUUGCCACGGUUGCAGUGCCGCACAUGCAAGAAGAAAUUCCAUUCUGCAUGUUUGUACAAAUGGUUCAGCACCAGCCACAACUCAUCAUGUCCGUUGUGCCGGAACCUGUUCUAGCAAGCUUGUUGAACAUCUUGACAAUCUAAUACCUCCAAGGUCCUUGCCACCAAGUACAGCUGUGCAUCAGACGAAUCCAAGGAGGACUGCUGCUUUGUGAAUACAUGUAUAUACAUUCUGGUGAAGGUCACCAGUGUCCGAGUUGUCAAGACCAGCUGCCGGUCACCAGUGUCCGAGUUGUCAAGACCAGCUGCCGGUCACCAGUGUCCGAGUUGUCAAGACCAGCUGGUCACCAGUGUCCGAGUUGUCAAGACCAGCUGCCGGUCACCAGU